Molecule: messenger RNA, 1475 nt
Organism: Hippocampus comes (tiger tail seahorse)
Lineage: Eukaryota; Metazoa; Chordata; Actinopteri; Syngnathiformes; Syngnathidae
Gene: gnrh2
Product: gonadotropin-releasing hormone 2
Exons: 4
Coding region: 1059-1316 (85 amino acids)
Biological process (GO): reproductive process; multicellular organism development
Cellular component (GO): extracellular region
Molecular function (GO): gonadotropin-releasing hormone receptor binding; gonadotropin hormone-releasing hormone activity
Source: RefSeq, a predicted model, not a curated record
AUUAUGAUAAAAUUAUUGCAUACUUUUUAAUUUCCUUAAAGGCUGUGUCAUUUCCUGAACCCGGUUCAGCAAAUAUAACUUUGCCCUAUUUGCCCCAAGUUAUGAACAAUUGUGGACUUUAACUUUUUUUGUUCAAAGUUGUGUGAAAAUACAUCGCAAAGGACGCCGUUACACGAUAAGACUUACAAGCAAUGACUUAAAUGCAAUAUGCAUUGACUCUUUUUAGAGUAGUAAGUGGCACAACUCCUACCAAUAAAAAGCUCAAGUUAAGAAAAUUAAAUCUGAAAUCAAACUGCAGCGUAACAAAUCCUAUCGGCGGAGUGGGUGACUUUUGACUUUGACACCUGGCACCAUCAUUUCAUUUCCACAUUUGUACAGGAAAUCUAAUUGAAAAGGGAAAUUGUCUGUGGCCUGGCUAGCAGUCGACCAUGUUUGUUCCUCUGCCGUUCCGCCUUCCGAUAUUGGCCUGGCAGAAGUAAGGUUCAAGGCUUGAGUCAUCAAGAUCAAAUCCAAAAGAGAGGGAUUGCUUCAGAGUAUGCUUGAAAAUCUUUAGGUCUGAUCGAAAAUAGAUGUGGGCACAUUUGUGUUUGGAAUGGUGCUAAUUUAGCUAGGAAAAGGGCCAUUUGAAAUGACGUUCAAAAAAAAGUACAUCUUAAAAGCACCGUUUUCAUAGUAAUUGUUCCAAGAUUUUUUUUUUCUUGUAGAGGGGUGAUUCAUACGUAAACACCUCAGCCCCGGUGGGUGUCACUGCUGUUUGCAGAUGAUAAUUGGAAUUAUCCAGGUCCGCUUCACCUUGUGCCCCCCACAUAGAUGUUAAUUUCUCCGCUUGGGAGGAAAGGAGCAAUGGUGUCAAUAAGGGUGGGACGAACAUUAAUGUGGUGGUGGGUGAUGGGAUAUAGGCUACGUAUAUAUAUAGUAUGUGAAAAGCAUCUGUUCAAGAAAAGCUCUGUGAAAUUACUGAGUAACAGAAAGUUGGGUCCGACACCUUUGGAGGCGCCUUCAGGCAAGAUCAAGUCAGAGUUAAGACAAGCAGAUUUAGAAGGUAAAUAAAAGCUAUCAUGAGUGUAUCUCGGCUGGUUUUACUGCUUGGACUGCUUCUCUGUAUUGAAGCUCAGCUGUCCAACGCCCAGCACUGGUCCCAUGGUUGGUAUCCUGGAGGCAAAAGGGACCUGGACUCUUUUGGCACAUCAGAGAUUUCAGAGGAGAUCAAACUAUGCGAGAGGGCGGAUUGCAGUUAUUUGAGACCACCCCGGAGGGGUAUUCUAAAGGGCAUUAUUUUGGAUGUGUUAACCAGAGAGCUCCAGAAGAAAAAGUGACAGCUUGGAGCAGCCUGACUCUACUCUUCUUCGUAAUAAUUUUGAAUUCAUUUAACGCAAUGUGGGCUGUUGGCUUCGGCGGAAAGAUUUCUGGCAUUCAGUGAUCAGUUAACCUGUGUUCAAAACAUGCCUUGAAAUAAAGAGUUUAUUUUGAUAUUA